AUGAACAACGCUUCAACGAAAUUCUCCGAUAACUAUGAUGUCAAAGAAGAACUUGGAAAAGGUGCUUUCUCGGUGGUGCGACGCUGUGUCCAUAAAAGCACGUGUGCCGAGUUCGCCGCGAAAAUCAUCAACACGAAAAAGCUGAGUGCUCGUGAUUUUCAGAAAUUGGAACGAGAGGCUCGGAUCUGUCGUAAAUUGCAACAUCCGAACAUUGUCCGCCUUCAUGACAGCAUUCAAGAGGAAUCAUAUCACUAUCUCGUUUUCGAUCUCGUCACUGGCGGCGAAUUAUUCGAGGACAUCGUCGCACGAGAGUUCUAUUCUGAGGCAGACGCCAGUCAUUGCAUCCAGCAAAUUCUCGAAUCGAUCGCCUAUUGUCAUGCGAAUUCGAUCGUGCAUCGUGAUCUCAAGCCGGAGAAUCUGUUGUUGGCGUCAAAGCAGAAAGGAGCCGCCGUGAAGCUCGCUGAUUUUGGCUUAGCCAUUGAAGUGACCGCUGAUCAAGAGGCUUGGUUUGGGUUUGCCGGCACUCCUGGAUAUCUCUCACCUGAAGUGCUCAAAAAGGAUCCAUAUGGGAAACCGGUGGACAUCUGGGCGUGUGGUGUGAUCCUCUACAUUUUGCUGGUCGGUUACCCGCCAUUCUGGGACGAGGAUCAGCACCGAUUGUAUGCACAGAUCAAAGCUGGAGCCUAUGAUUAUCCCUCUCCGGAAUGGGACACGGUGAGACCGGAGGCAAAGCAGUUAAUCGAUCGGAUGCUCACCGUCAAUCCAAAGAAACGAAUCACCGCCGAGGAGGCGUUGAAAGUCCCAUGGAUUUGCAAUCGUGAUCGCGUCGCUUCGGCAAUGCAUCGUCAAGACACGGUCGAUUGCUUGAAGAAAUUCAACGCUCGCCGUAAACUCAAGGCGGCCAUUUCGGCAGUGCACAUGGUGACAAGAAUGGGCGGAUUGCUGAGAACGUCGGAUUCGACUGGGUCGAUGGCUUCCUCGUCGGGAUCCGGCCCUUCCCCGCAGGACACCGUUGUGAUGACCGACGAUGGUCAAGGCACAUCCACGCAGACCCAUCCUGAGGAGGGCGCCAUCCUGACGACGAUGAUCGCCACGCGAAACUUGUCGAGUAAGUUAUCAGCAGCAGCGGCAGCAUCAGCGGCUGAAGGUGGGGAG
This is a messenger RNA of Mesorhabditis belari, 1155 nucleotides long. The record is from the annotation of a GenBank genome assembly. NCBI's taxonomy places the organism in Eukaryota, Metazoa, Nematoda, Chromadorea, Rhabditida, Rhabditidae.